UGCACAACAAAAGCCAGGAAUGCAAGCAAGGAAACGAAGCUAUUAUUUUGAUUUCUGAAUGAACUGAGGGACUACGUUAAAAAGUUGGCAAAACGUAUGGCUUCAUGCAGGGAGUCAUAAUGGACUUUCACAUAAUGGGCUGAGACUUUCACAGUUUAUUUUUGUCGUCCAUCUGCUUACCUCUGACGGAUCUCUUUUAGCUGCUCCUCCACAACAGGAAACUUGUUGAAUCUGAGGCUCAACGUGAUUGGCUACAUGCCACUGAGGCCGUGGUGAGGGAGGUUCGUGGGUUACCGAGAGCAUUUAGAACCUAAGGAUGGCGGAGCACCUCCACAGCAGCACGCUGUCUGCGUCUGGGGCCACUCAGCCCAUCCCUUUCCUGACCCUUGAGCAAAAGGCAGCUUUCGUCUUUGUGUUGCUCCUCUUCAUUUUCCUGGGCCUGCUUAUUGUGCGAUGUUUCCGUAUUCUGCUGGAUCCCUACAGCAGCAUGCCUUCUUCCACAUGGACAGACUAUAUGGAGAAAGACACAUUUGACUACCGCAUCGCCUGAGGGACUGCCUGGGAUUCAUGUGGACCGAUGCCACAUGAUGGCUACCUCACAGUCUCCAACACAGAUUCGAAUAACAUUCCCAUGCCAGUGGUGUACAUAUGGUGGCAUGAAGUCUCUGAAAGAAAAAAAAAAAAACAUGUUCUAUGAUACAUUUCUUCCAUUUAUUCUUAUGGGAUAAUUUACUGCCAGCGCAAUACCUCACAUAUUUCACCACAGUUGAUAAGUGAUGUCACAUCCAGGGUUCCUGACAAGUAUUAGCGAUGACACACCCGAAGCUAAAACUAGCCAAUUACCUGUCAUUAACAGUUUGGGUGAGCUAUUUAGCUCAUGUUGAUGCAGUGUAAAUUGUUAAUUCUCACAAUGAGGGUAAAUCCUUUACUUAAUUUACUACUCCACUACCUUUAUAAAUCUUAAAGUGCUUUGGAUUAGGAAUCGUAAAAUCUCAUUGUUGAGAAAGUUCUGAGCUUUUGGCCUUAUGAUUCAGUGUGUUUACAGAGUUGCCAGAAAAACUGGCCUCAUUGUUAUUAAGCUAAAUGUCAAUCAAUGUAAUGACCAAGCAGCCUUCUUAGGCAUCUGGAUGAGAGCUUUGACAAGUUCCUCCUCUCUCUCACUCUCUUUCUGUCUUUUUUCUCUGCAGUGUGCUUUAAUAGGGUGUGUCUGAUGUGGUGCAUAAUGUUCAACAGUAUUUUCUAAUUACAGAAAUGAACUGCUCAUUCAAAUGGUGUGAAUUUCCUGUUGUGCACUAGUUAUCAGUGCAUUAUUGAUUUUGCAAAUGCUCUGGUUGCAAAGCUGUGAUUAGCUUAAGUACAUGUUUUUAAAAGAGAUCCAGCUCACUUAAACAAGAAAUGUGUCUAUGAUGUGCAAAAGAUAUCAAUUGCCAUUUCAGUGCCUGUUUUUAUUUAACUCUACUACCUGCUAUUGAUUUAUAGUCUGUAUAGUUGAGAUUGCUCUGUUUGAAACUGUCAUUGGAGGCAGUUAUUGUCACAGCACAUUAAGCUUUAGCAUCAGGAGUUACUGUAGUCAGUCAUUACAAUGCACAUUGUGAAUGUGUGUGUGUGUGUGGGGGUGUUUGAUAUAUUAGGUACUUAAUACUGAGACACUCUCCAGUAAGACCAUGUGCCAUGUGGUUCACAAAUAGGUCUUGCAUUUGAUGUGCUUUUUAUAAUUGUUUCCAAAUAAAGAUAAAUGUAUUUCUCCCUAGUU
Tachysurus vachellii is the source of this 1753-nucleotide messenger RNA. RefSeq names its product cortexin-2. NCBI's taxonomy places the organism in Eukaryota, Metazoa, Chordata, Actinopteri, Siluriformes, Bagridae. The transcript has 2 exons. The coding region runs from base 317 to 550 and encodes 77 amino acids. The record is from RefSeq and is a predicted model, not a curated record.